Messenger RNA from Gamsiella multidivaricata, 503 nucleotides. RefSeq lists its product as uncharacterized. The record is from RefSeq and is a predicted model, not a curated record. The transcript has a single exon. The coding region runs from base 137 to 370 and encodes 77 amino acids. Lineage: Eukaryota; Fungi; Mortierellomycota; Mortierellomycetes; Mortierellales; Mortierellaceae.
UUUUUUUUAAACGGUUACACUUUAGUUGGGCGGAUAGAAAAAACGUGGUCCGCGGGGGGAGGGGAGGAAGGGUUUUUUUAAUUAGGCGUAAACUACCUUUGUUCAUCCGAUAAAGGCGCAAUGCUGUAAUGCUGUAAUGCUGCUGCUGUUCUUAUUAUUGCUGUUCUUAUUGUUGCUAUUGCUGUUGCUCUUGCUGUUGGUCUUUUCAGCAUCCCCACUUGAUUUGGUCCACCUACACAAAGGCCGGGGAUGGACGGGGCGAGGGAGCAGCUCUAAUGCGCGUGCAUCGCAUCAGAUUGCUACGCUUUUUAAAAAUAAAAAGAGGAAAAGACCAAUAAGCUCUGUGCUGGUCCUGGUGCUGCUGCAUUAGGAACGACGUUAAUGCUCUUCGCUAUGAAUAAGGGUGCAUUCCAUGUUAGCCUAUGUAUGGUAGAAUGGACAGGCAGAUCUUUUUCUGUUUUUUAUAAAUCCUUGAGCAUUGGACAUUGCGCAUUGGGGGGGGG